GAAUGAAUCAUGAAUGUAAAUAUCAAACAAUCAAAGUUGCCACCACUUGCUUAAAACCGAAGCCAUCUUUUCUUACCCUUAAUUAAAUCUUGAUCUCCAAAAAUAAAAUAAUAUGAGCUGGUGGUGGGAAAGAUGUACUGGAGGUGCUGCCAAGAAUAUAUCCAAUGAAAUAGACGAAUCAUCACAAAACUUGCAAAAUGUGGCAUUGAUUAUAGGCGUGACGGGCAUUGUAGGCAAUAGUCUAGCCGAAAUUCUCUCUCUCCAAAACACACCAGGUGGUCCAUGGAAGGUUUACGGCGUAGCGCGGCGUAAUCGACCGGCAUGGAACACCAACCGCCCUGUUCACUAUAUUCAAUGCGACAUCUCGAACCCAAACGACGUCGCGUUGAAGCUCUCACCGCUAACUGACGUCACACACAUAUUUUAUGUCUCAUGGACCAGCAAGUCCACUGAGGCCCAAAAUAUUGAAGUCAACGGGUCCAUGUUCCGCAACGUCCUCAACGCUCUAAUUCCAAACGCUCCCAAUCUUCGCCACGUGUCUCUCCAAACAGGAACCAAACACUAUCUAGGGCCCUUUGAGCUUUUCGGAAAGGUCAAGCCGAACGAGCCCCCUUUCACUGAGGACUUACCACGUGUCAAUGCACCAAACUUUUACUACACCCAAGAGGACAUAUUGUUUGAAAUGGCCCAAAAGAAAAAAGGCCUAACAUGGUUUAUAAAUAGGCCACAAGUUAUCUUUGGAUUUUCACCGUAUAGCCUGAUGAAUCUUAUCGGAACCCUUUGUGUUUACGCGGCUAUUUGUAAACACGAAGGCGUUCCGUUAACUUUCCCAGGAACCAAAGCUGCAUGGGAGUGUUACUCACCGGCUUCAGAUGCCAAUUUGAUUGCGGAGCAGCACGUGUGGGGUGCAGUGGACGCACGUGCGAGAAACGAAGCGUUUAACAUUAGUAACGGUGACGUGUUUAGGUGGAAGCAUUUGUGGAAGGUGUUGGCAGAGAAGUUUGGGAUUGAGGAGUAUGGGUUUGUUGAGGGUUCGAGUUUGAGGUUGUCGGAAUUGAUGAAAGACAAAGGUGGUGUUUGGGAUGAGAUUGUGAAGAAGAAUAAUUUGCAAGCUACUAAGCUUGAAGAUGUUGGUGAUUGGUGGUUUGCGGAUAUUAUAUUGGGAAUGGAGGCUGUUUUGGAUAACAUGAACAAAGCCAAAGAACAUGGUUUUUUGGGAUUUAGGGACUCCAAGAAAUCAUUUAUAACUUGGAUAGAAAGGACCAAAGCUUACAAAAUUGUACCAUGAAUAUAAUAAGAGCAACAAUAAUAAUUGGCACCAACACGAAUCUAGUCUUGCCACACUUACGUGAUGUAAAUUAAAUGUGCCUAUACCAAAAUAAAUGUGUCUGUGUUAGUUGUAAAAUAAGUAAGGGAUUUUUUUGUUUGGUGACUAAAUAAGUAAGGGAUUGAAGUCUGAUGGGAUGGCUUUUGCUUAAUUAUUAUGCUAAUAAACAUUUUUA
Molecule: messenger RNA, 1502 nt
Organism: Arachis stenosperma
Lineage: Eukaryota; Viridiplantae; Streptophyta; Magnoliopsida; Fabales; Fabaceae
Product: (S)-8-oxocitronellyl enol synthase ISY1-like
Exons: 2
Coding region: 113-1288 (391 amino acids)
Source: RefSeq, a predicted model, not a curated record